AUGCAUAUCUUUGGUUUGAGGCGCACAAAGUCAAUCGCCAGCAAGAAUAACUCCAAGCACCUCGACUCCCCUCCCUCGUCCGCCACAUCCUCCAAGCUCCAGCUCGUCCCCAACCUUCCCAACCCCGCACGCCCGUCCCCGUCCCCCUCUACCUCCCCAGUUCUUCCAAACAAUCACCCAACCCAACCCGUUUCUUCUGCUCAUACUUCAAGCCCAACAAAGCGUGCCAUUGCUUCCAAAAUCAGUCAUCGCGAUGUCCUCGACGACAGGUCUAAAACAGUACAGUCAGCGUCGCCCUCGCCCAUAGACACUCAGGCAUAUCAGGGGCUGACUCCAGCUCCACCUCGUUCGCCUCGGGCAUCUAAGCCUACUUACUCCGAACUGUACACCCAGAACGACCUGUCGACAUUUUCGUUUGGCGCAGCUCCAGCAGUCGCCUCUUCAUCAGUUUCGCAGCUUCCAGUUGACCCUCUCACCCGGCUUCCCGAGGACGAUGAAAUAUCAUUAACGCCGAGUGCACUCCAGGACACCACUCCUCGUCCCUCAGUUGUAGGGGCACAACCUCCUCUCGUUCACAACUUGCAGCGUCCAACACACAACAACUGGGAUUCACAAAAUCGAUUAAACCCUGCAAGCAGGGGUGCCAGGGCGGCCGGAAAAGCCAAGGCACACGAUUCCGAUUCCGCCUCUUCCCAUACCUUUGGUACAUCUUCUGCGUCUGCCUCCGUAUCGUCGUUAUCCAGGCCCAGAGGAGACAACUCCCGCGCUGCAUCUAGGACCAGUGGCUAUUCCAGCACAACUCCGCAAACAUCUGCGAACGAUCUCACGUCGGAUGAGGAUGACGACAUGAUUGGUCGCCACCCUCUCCCUCCUGAACCUCGGCCGCCGGGACCACCCUUUCGUUACACCUCACCAGAUCAAGAGUCUUCUCUUUUUCUUUCCGAAGAAGAGUUUGAUGGCGAGGGCUAUGUGGAGGAGUACGAGCCUGACAUCGAAAUAGAGUCCGUAGUUCCAGACAGCGAUCGCGGGACCAUCGAUUAUAUGAACGACAGUCAGGAGAGCUUCCAGCCAAUUCAAACCGAAAGAAGGGGUAGUGCCGCCAUGGCUAUUCCUAAGAAACAAUUCGACAGCACAUACCACGAUUCAUUUCAGGACAAUAACAGCAGCGCAUGGGAGUUUGACUACAGUAACCGACGGGGUAGCAAGAGCAUGAUAGAACGCAGCUUCAUACAAGGUGCGGAGUCAUCUCACGGACAUUCUCUGCCUCCAGCUCCGGCUUCUGUGCCCGAAAGCGAAGGUGAUUGGCAGAAUUUGCGAAAACGGUCAAUGACUGCCCAAAGAGACAACAAUCUUGCACCGGUUCCAGCAGCUACCCCUUCUUUUUCUGUGUCAUCUUCCUCGACGCAGUUUUCCUCAAAUAACGGUUCAACGCCGGCGCCAGAUGCUGUUCCCGCUACCGAUAGUUGGUUUAUUGGUGCCGGGAUUAAUGGUCUUGUUGAUAUCGAUUCGUCUGAAAUGCAAGACAUCGUUGACACUGAUGUGGGCGGUAGAUUUUUCCGAAAGGGAAGCACCAACAGUGCAGCCAGGCGAACAAGCACGGUCUCUAGCACAGACAUUAUUCAUAAGAAUAUAACGACAUCAUGGGAGACCGAGAGGGAUCGAGAACGAAGGUUAAAAUGGAGCAGCUUCAAAGCCAAAGAGGGGGAUGAGCAGGCCAAUCGUCGACAAAAUGGCGAGAGAGAACGUCCAAGCAUUGCCAACCUCUUUCCGCGUACGAGUACCAGCACAAGCACUGAUGUGCGCACCAAUGGAUCAAGCCUAUUCCUCGACAAGCCUGAUACCAAACACAAAGAAAAGGAAAAGACGGGUAGCAGUAAAGCCAAAUGGACUGGGAUGGCCCCCGACUCGGAGGAGAUUUGGUACAAUUCUCACCUUGGGAAACACAAGGUUCAGCGCAAGAACGCGCCGGCUACUGAACCUGGCAAGCCUCAGCAGCAGCGCCUACAAGCUCAGCAUCUGCGUAGUCCCAAUGGUGGUCGUGACCAACCCGAUGGACCCAACAUAACCAUCCAUAAACACUCUAAGGCAGCAGCAUUCUCGCUCAGUCGGAGCCAUCGCAGAACCACAUCGUCCUCCACCACUGGACAAGCUACCGGCUCGGGAGGAUCCCGAAAUCUCACUUCUUCCGGCGGCCAGGUAUCCUCCAGAGACUCUACUGGCAAUAAUCGCAAGAAGUCCAACAUGAUUUUGCUGGCUACGCGUCGUGUACAAAAGGCCUAUACGAGUACUAAUACUACGCGUAAAUUAGACACACAUGGUUUGUUGGAUGACAAUGGUCGCACUAGCCCUCAACCUCAGCAUGCUGAAAGUUCUAGAAGGGCAGCUGAACGUGAACAUGACAGGCAUCGGUCGGCGAAAACCAAGGAUAAGGAAUCGAGGACGAGGGACAAGGAAGCCAAGGCAAAGGACAAGGAGCGCAAGGAGAAGAGUCGGUCAGGCGAAGGGUCUUCUUCGAAGCGCCUUACGUCGAAAAGCGAGGGAAAGUUGCGAGAGGUUGUGGCUGCCGAGACCCCACUCCCAGAUAGUUCCGAAAGCAGCGCAGGCAGUGUUUCUUACGCCAUCUCUAGUGGUGACAGUGGAACAAUGGUUGACUCUUCUUCUGGGACAUCUCCUGACCAAACUCAAGUAACGGACCCCACCGGUUCGAAUGGUUCCAUCGAGCCUUCCAUUCGCAGUCAAGAAACUGCCUCCUCUGAUCGCACAAUCUCUCGUGGCAUCUAUAAAGGCUACUUGAAACCACGUCGCCGUGGCGAUUACGACUCUUACGACGACUUGGGUGAGGACGAAGAGGACGACAGCUCGGACGGAAUUUCCGGAAUACCCAGACCUCCAACGCGCACCCCACAUCGUGAAACCUACGCUGCUCUUCCUCCCGAAGUUUUCGAAGCCGCUCAUCAAGAACCCUCUUCCACCGGUCUCUUUUCUUCGUGGAAGAAGCCCAAACUAGACGGUACUUCGCGCAUCAUAGAAAGUUCAUAUAAACCUCCAUGGCCUGUGAGCCACCCUCGCACUAACUCUGAGACGCGCAAAGGUAUCGUUGACGAUUUAAAUUCGUCUUUCCAAGACGUCGGCCUCCUUCCUGCCACCGGAGAAAUAAAGGGUUCGAGUCACAGCGGACAGCGACGGAAACAUGACCAGCACCCUAAAAAGUCCAAGCGAAAUGGCAAUUCUCAAAACCCAGACCAGCCGGACAUAUUCGACUCUGUGCCUGACGAAGCACUCUACAUGCUUUUACCCUUAUAUCCCUCAGAUACCGACCCAUAUUCGAGCCGCAAAUAUCCAUUCACUAUGCCUACAAUUCCGGCGCAUGCGCGCCAAUAUUUGAUGAUUUUCUAUAAGACUUACGACCCGCGCCAUCCAACAGAGGAAAAUGGCAAAAGUAGAUCAGGAGAAAAGAAACGUGCACAUGAGUCGGCUGACACGACCACCGACAAAUCCGUUCUUCUUCACACCUUCCAUAUUACCGCUCGUGUGUUUUCCUAUCGCGAUUUGCAAGGGUCUGGCGUCCGCAUUCCCGAGGUCGGCCUCGCUGUUUGUGGCCCUCUCGAGGAAGCAUAUAAUAGCAUUCCUCUGUGCCAGCGCAAAGACCAAUAUGUUAUCGGCGUCUGCCACUCACGCGAAUCGGGUAUCCAGUUCAUCCCUGAUGGAUUUGAGAAGAUGGGCUUGACGAUGGCUGGCCCCAAUGUUCCAGAGACUUCUGACGAGGAGGAUAACAGCCCUAUCGACCCAUUGAGGGACAUGCUGACACCCAUCGGACGUGCAGUCGUGGAGAUGGCCUGGGUCGGAGCUCUGGCUGUCUCCAGCUUCAACCCAAACCACUCUUAG
Molecule: messenger RNA, 3885 nt
Organism: Psilocybe cubensis
Lineage: Eukaryota; Fungi; Basidiomycota; Agaricomycetes; Agaricales; Agrocybaceae
Exons: 3
Coding region: 1-3885 (1294 amino acids)
Source: RefSeq, a predicted model, not a curated record